AUGGUGUGUUCUUCUCUCCACUUUUCUUUAUUUUUUUGCAGGAAGAAGUUCUCCUGGAGCGUUCAGAUGACGGUGUUCGCCAUGAUCCUCGGUGCCUUUGUGGCUGCCAGCGCUGACUUGGCGUUCGACCUGGAGGGGUAUAUUUUUAUCCUCAUUAACGAUGCCUUAACGGCCGCGAACGGUGCCUACGUGAAGCAGAAGCUGGAUUCUAAGGAGCUGGGAAAAUAUGGUUUGCUUUAUUACAAUGCCCUGUUCAUGAUCCUGCCCACCUUGACCAUCGCCUACUUCACCGGCGACGCGCAGAAGGCCAUGGCGUACCAGGGCUGGGCGGACACGCUCUUCGUGGUGCAGUUUACGCUGUCGUGUGUCAUGGGGUUUAUUUUGAUGUACUCCACGGUUCUUUGCACUCAGUAUAACUCUGCGCUCACAACUACAAUAGUUGGCUGCAUUAAGAAUAUUUUAAUAACCUAUAUUGGGAUGUUUUUUGGAGGAGACUAUAUUUUUACAUGGACGAACUUCAUUGGUCUAAAUAUCAGUAUUGCAGGAAGCCUGGUGUAUUCCUACAUCACCUUCACGGAGGAGCAGAUGAGCAAGCAGUCGGAAGGCGGCCUCAAGCUGGAUAUUAAAGGCAAAAGCUCCGUGUGAUCCCGGGGGAGGCGACUUCACGUUUUCCCAGGAAUCACCCCCGUUUCUGCCCCCGCUGAGGGGGGGCAGGAGGUGGGAAGGAAUCCCCUUCGCACACUGGAGAUUGCUGCCUUUGCAAAUUAAGGGGAAGAUGAUAAACUGGCCAAGAAUGGGUCUUAAUUAAGCCUGAUGGUGAGGAAUUAAGAGGUUUCUAAUCACGUUGAGGUUUGGUGGAGAAGGACUUGUCGGCUCCCAGGGCUGGAUCCCGAGCAUCCUGGGCUGCAUCCCGGAUCCCUGGGGGCUGCGGGGGGUGGGGACCCCGGUACCCAGCCCCAUCUGGGACCCCCUCCUCACCCCAUGGAAUGGGGGGGGACACUGGUGUCCCACUCCCCACCCCUCUCCUCAAAGCUGCUCCUGCUUUGGGUCAAACCCCUGUUGGUGAACGCUCAGCGCUCUCCGAACUUAACUUUUGUUAGUUUUAGGGGUUUUUUUGGUUCUUUUAGCCCACUUUUAAAGCUGGGUUUGCCCCCCUCCUUGGUUUCUAAAGCCCUGCAGCCAUUCACCCCCCUCCCUCCUGCC
Molecule: messenger RNA, 1203 nt
Organism: Calidris pugnax (ruff)
Lineage: Eukaryota; Metazoa; Chordata; Aves; Charadriiformes; Scolopacidae
Product: UDP-N-acetylglucosamine/UDP-glucose/GDP-mannose transporter-like
Exons: 7
Coding region: 1-645 (214 amino acids)
Cellular component (GO): Golgi apparatus
Molecular function (GO): GDP-fucose transmembrane transporter activity; antiporter activity
Source: RefSeq, a predicted model, not a curated record